Molecule: messenger RNA, 2170 nt
Organism: Trichogramma pretiosum
Lineage: Eukaryota; Metazoa; Arthropoda; Insecta; Hymenoptera; Trichogrammatidae
Gene: Ugalt
Product: UDP-galactose translocator
Exons: 5
Coding region: 548-1537 (329 amino acids)
Biological process (GO): pyrimidine nucleotide-sugar transmembrane transport
Cellular component (GO): Golgi membrane
Molecular function (GO): UDP-galactose transmembrane transporter activity
Source: RefSeq, a predicted model, not a curated record
UGUACACAUUAGGCUUUCUAAAAAAAAAGCCGACGACGCGUAAAUUUCUACAGCACGCACGCUGCGGCAUUAAAGCCGCGCCGUAUGUCCGCACAAAAGAAUGACGGCGAAAAGGAAUUAUGCAUAAUUUAUGAGAAGAUUAUGAGAAGAUGAGCCUCCUCCGUUUGACUUAUCCUCGUUAAACGGAAGGUCAAAACAAAACAUCGUGAUCUCUCAAGUUCUAAAUUAACUCGUUAGAAUUCCAAAUGUACGCCUUCGAUUUUUGAUAAAGAGAUAUCUAAAACAAGACUCAAAUUAUAGUUAUAUGGCCCACGCUGCAAGGCAUUAUUCAAGAUUGGAAGUUGCCUGUAGUAUUGAUAGCGACACAUCAGUAUUUGCAAAAAUUAGUCUUCAGUUUUUAGAACCAACAAGUUAUAGAUUAAAUUUUGAAAAAAAAUUGAUACUUAACUUAAAAUCAAAAGUUUUUAGUGGUGUCCAGAUUGAUCUUUCAAAAGUUUCUGUUUAUACUUUUUCGAUUGAACAUCAGUUUUAACUGAUUAUUAUAAUCAUGUCUAAAAAAGUGGAAUAUCCAAUGCUAAAAUAUGUUAGCUUGGUCACACUUACAUUACAAAAUGCCCUUGUUGGGCUUAGUAUGCGAUAUGCUCGUACACGGUCUGGUGAUAUGUUCCUAUCUUCCACAGCUGUUUUUAUGGCAGAAGUUGUGAAACUAAUAACUUGUUUGGUUGUUGUUUUUCUUCAAGAGGGUAGUUUCAAUAAAUUCCUAAAUGCCCUUAACAACACGAUUAUCAAAAAUCCUAAAGAUACAUUGAAAGUAUGUGUACCAUCUAUGGUAUAUGUUAUCCAAAACAACUUAUUAUAUGUUUCUGCAUCCAAUUUGGAUGCUGCUACUUACCAGGUAACUUAUCAACUGAAAAUUUUGACUACAGCAUUUUUUGCUGUUGCAAUACUGAAGAGAUCUCUUUUAAAAAUCCAAUGGGGAGCAUUAGUUAUGCUGCUACUUGGAGUGAUAUUAGUGCAAUUGGCUCAAAGUAGCCCAAAAACAGUGGAAUCUGGGAUCGAACAGAAUCAUCUAUUAGGAUUUUCUGCAGCUUUAACUGCGUGCUUCCUAUCUGGAUUUGCAGGCAUUUAUUUUGAAAAAAUUCUUAAAGGUUCAGACAUAUCAAUAUGGAUGAGGAAUGUUCAACUAAGUUUGUUAUCGCUACCGAUAGGAUUUGUAACUUGCUAUCUAAAUGAUGGCCCAGUUAUUCAAAAACAUGGAUUUUUCUUUGGAUACGAUGGAUUUAUCACUUACUUAGUAAUACUACAGGCAUGUGGAGGAUUAAUUGUAGCUAUGGUUGUUAAGCAUGCAGACAAUAUUUUGAAAGGAUUUGCUACUUCUCUCGCGAUAGUCAUAUCAUGCGUUGCUUCUAUAUACUUAUUUGAAUUUCAAUUAACUUUCAAAUUUGCUUUAGGAGCAGCUUUUGUAAUUUGUUCAAUCUUCAUGUACAGUCAUCAACCUGCUGCUCCCAGUAAACGUUUAUCUACUGAAAGAGUAUGAGGUUGGUUGUUCUUUAGAUUGAUUUGAUAUGUAGCCUAGCUCAAAACAUCAAAUCAAAUCUAAAGAUUAAAAGUUGUUAAAAAAAUAUUUUGUAAAAAUAUAGGAAUCUAUGAAGUAAUCUCAUUACAGUAUUAAUUUUUCAUGAAAGAUAACAUUUUCUAUAUAUUUUUAUAUUUUAAAUCAGAGAAUGUUAGAUUUUUUAACACUGUAAUUCAAUUAGAUAAUUAAAUCAAUCAAACUAAAUAUAUUUAUAAAAUAUGUAGAUAAACAAAUUUCUCAUAACUAAAAAGAUAAUUACUAUUAAAUUAAUUAUUUUAUUUCUUGUGACGAAAAAUUUUCUACAGAUUUGAUUGAAUAAGUGUUAGUGAAAAUUUUUAUCUGUACUUAAAAAAUUAAAAAAAUAGAAUUAUCAUUUAUAAGUUAAUUUAUAAGAGCAAUUGGUAUGUAUGGGUGGAAUAGAAGGUUCAUCAUCUGUUUAUAUUUUAUUUUAAUGGUUUAAAUUAUAUUAAUAUUUAAAAAAAUUUUAUACUAAGAUUAAUGAAAGUAAUCAAUUGACUUUAUUAUUGUAAAUAUACUAUAAAAACAACCAAUUAUGCAUUUACAUAACAUUAAAGGUGCAUAAAAACUACUGAU